CUAGCAAGGAGCAAGCAGUGCCACAUCGCCCACGCUUCCCUCUCUUAAAUUCAACACAUUUCACAAUACACAAUUGUGUUCCAGCAGGCACUCUGAACAGCCCUAGGUUUCUAGACAGAGCUGCACGACAUGUGAAACCUGUUGUAGUCAGUCCCUGCCCACCGUUGACCGUGCUAACACUCGCCCUGCGUGCACCAUGGAUGUCCAGGCUCACACACGGGUUUGCCCUAGAUCAGGGGUCUUUUGGUUUCUUCUCGUCGCCCAAUCUCUGGCAGUUGCUUUUGGCAUCGCCUUCACCCGGAAGAGCUCCCGUGACCGACAUCUCGUCAUUGUUCUUCUAGUGAUACUGAUGUACAUGGAGACGAGGCUCCUGCCCUGCCUGACCGGUCCGCCUAUUUUGAGAGGAACCUUCACCUUCUUCUGUCUGCUCAAGGCGUGGCACUUUAUCAGUAUCUUGGCGAUCGUCGGCAUCGAACUGCACGAUCUCACCGAUCCCACGAAGAAGCUACACCGAUCCAAGCCUAUCCGCCGCCUGCUGGCAGCCGCCACCGUGCUCUUCAGCUUUCGCGGCAUCGGUACCUCAUGGAUGAUCCAAAGUGUCCGACCCGUCCCAGCACGCGACAGGUUGUCGUCUGGUGUUGUGCUCACGGGGUCUUUGGUGCAUCGCGUUGCGACCAUCAUGUGGCAAGUGGUUGUGCUCGACCUUAUCUUUCUGGGCUAUAUCGACGACCUCCGGCGCUCGAAACCACACCUCUUCGCCGCUGGCACCGAGUUCCUUGGGCCACAGUCCACCGCUGAACAGCUGCGCGCGCGCACGAUCUUAUGCAUUGUCGGCAUCAUCGGGCUGGGGAUGCUGAUGGAUCUGACCCACAAGCUGCUCGCCAUCAUCUGCGUCGGCAUGCGAAUCUCCUCUUGGGACGACUGGCCUCCUGCAUUCGGAGAUAUCAAGCACGCGUACACGGUACGCCAAUUCUGGAGCAAAUUCUGGCACCAAUUCUUCCGCUGGCCAACAACCACCAUCUCAACCUUCGCGCGACACCACCUCCGACGAUUCAUCCGACUUCCGGCCGCGCUGGACCAGCUGCUAGGGCUAACCCUAAUCUUCGGGCUCUCCGGCUUCACCCACUGGAUGGCGGCCGUGUACGCCGAGGUCCCGGGGGACCUGACGGGGAUCUUCGCCUUCUUUCUCGUCUCCUCGUUGGUGAUCCCCCUGGAAGAUGUGUGCUGGCGGGCUUACGCCAGACUCAUCGGGCAGUAUCCGCGGUGGAGACUGCCGCGGCGCGGGGAGGCUUCCGGUGGAUGA
Messenger RNA from Aspergillus saccharolyticus JOP 1030-1, 1303 nucleotides. RefSeq names its product wax synthase family protein. NCBI's taxonomy places the organism in Eukaryota, Fungi, Ascomycota, Eurotiomycetes, Eurotiales, Aspergillaceae. The record is from RefSeq and is a predicted model, not a curated record. Bases 197 to 1303 code for a protein of 368 amino acids. The transcript has 3 exons.